AUGUCUCGGGAAGAUAUCAACGAACAGUCCUCGUCGGGACAUGUUUCUGAUGACGACGAUGUUGAAUUCAGGAAGGACAAAACUAGUGUAAAACAAAUGAUACUUCGCUUUGAAAGAACUGGUAUUCCUCUGGGGGGUUCCAGUGAAUCCCUCGAGAGAUCAAAGGACCCUAUGUUAGGAAGUUUAAGUAGUGUUGUGAAUCCAAUUCAAGCUCAUUUUCAACAUUUAUCACCAGUGCGUUUAUCACAAGAUAGAAACUCAAAUGUGUCUGUGAAUUCUAUCUUAUCAAACGUGUCGGAAAUGAGUUUUGAAUCAAGCUCUUCAGGUUUUGCAUCCGAUAGGAAAUCCUCUUCUCUCAAACCUCAUCGACCAGCUCCAGCUCCUCCAGAACCAUUUAAUGACAGCUCUUCUGUGGACAGUAAAUCUUCCUUACCCGAAGAUAUUGUGACUUCGUUAGAUGAGAGAAGAUACUCAUUUACAACACCUUCUUCAUCUCCCGUAGUUUUACGGCGUUCUAGACAACCGCCAGUAAUACGAAGGAAAUCAUCACUAGGAAGUCAGGGACGAUUUGGCGAAACACAUUGGUCAUAUGGUGUAAGACAGAUUGAUUUAGAAAAAAUACUGAGGUUGAAAGUAUCAGUGCCAUCAGAUAACGAAGAAGAUUCGAAGAAUAAUCAGUGUCUCGAUUCAACAUUACUUAGUGAUAGCAGUAGUGAUGAUUCUAAUGACAGUGAUAAAUUAGUGGAAGGUAAAGAGUAUAUAGUCAAUAAUGAUGAUGGUAAAACGGAUACAUUAUCGACGGAUCAAUCAACAGAUACGUUAAUAAACGACUAUGAAAGCGAUGAUGGUGAUAAUUUAUCGGGUGCUUCGGAAGAUCAGAGUAAUUUUGACAAUGUGAGCAUCAAAUCUAUAUCAUCAUUGGAUAUGGUACCCUACCAAAAGUAUGACACCAUUACAGUAUCAUCGGAUGAGUUCGGUUCCGAAGUUUGCCAUGCGCCUGUUACAGAAUUCCUUACUGUUAGUGCAGUAAACGAGUGGUGUGUUUCAAAGUCCACAGAACCGGUAUUAAUGCCAGUGGAAUCAAAAAAGGAGAAAUAUCGAAGACGGUUGACAGAACGUGUGAACGAAUUGCUGCAUACGGAAAACGUUUAUGUGGAGAGGUUGAAGCAUGUUGUUGAUGAUUAUAUACCAUUGAUGAUGAGGCCAGACAUCCCACCGACAAUCAGAGGCAGAAAAGGAGAUAUAUUCGCCAAUAUUGAAAGGAUAUGUCGCUUCCAUGCUGAGGAAUUUCUCCCGGCUCUUAGAGAUUGUGAGAAUGAUCUCAGAAAACUUGGCCAGUGUUUUAGGAUAUUCGAACAACGGUUUAACAUGUAUGUAAUGUACUCUAGGAAUAAUAAGAGAGCAACUAGACUGGUCUAUGAAAAUAAACAUUUCUUCGAGGAGCGACAGUUAGAAUUAGGUGAUAGGUUGGACCUACCGAGUUAUCUUUUGGAACCAGUGCAAAGGAUACCGAGGUAUAAAUUAUUUUUGGAUGAUCUAGUGAAGACUUAUACUAAUUAUGAAAAUGAAAAAUGCGAGUCGGAUUCACGGAUAUCAAAAUUAAGUGUGGAUAGUGAUGAAACAGGUGGUAGUAAUGGAGAUUCAUCGGAUGCUGAUGAAACACCUUUAGAGAGUUUGAAACUCGCAAAAAUUAUGAUAGAAAACGUUUUGACUGCUAUUGAUGGUAUAAUGGCUUUAGAGAACAUAACAGAUUGCCCGGCGUAUUUGAACUUAUUUAAUCAGGGUAGACUGUUACGUCAAAACGAGUUUUAUGCAAUGGAUAACGCACGCCGGCGCCGUCAGCUCAUGCGGGUCUUCCUCUUUGACAAGUUGCUCCUCAUUACAACGGUUUAUCGGAAGCAAUUGACCGUGGACUUCUUUAUAUACAAGGAUCAUAUACCGGUGGAUGAUCUAGGAAUCACAGCGAAGGAACACGAUCAAUACAAGUUCAGCAUAUGGUACAAGAAGAGAAAUCUCAAGUCUUACAAGCUGGAGACGAGAGAUCCAGCCGUCAGGAACAGCUGGGUUGAAGAAAUAACUUCUCUUCUUUGGGAGCAGGCCAUGCAAAAGAAAGAACUUCUUAUGCAACAACGGAAGAAGAGGAUUUCUAUGGUGUCUAUGGAUAGCCAGGAAUCGGGAGACACGGAAAGAAACGAUGACAAAUAUAAUUCUCUCCGAGGUGUUCCUGGUGAAGUGUGUAGGUUGGGAGAGAGGAAAUCCAGACGAACGACGUGGUAUUGCGAGUGA
Molecule: messenger RNA, 2286 nt
Organism: Danaus chrysippus (African queen)
Lineage: Eukaryota; Metazoa; Arthropoda; Insecta; Lepidoptera; Nymphalidae
Source: the annotation of a GenBank genome assembly